AUGCCGUCGCCCUCGCAGGCACCUAUUGCAGGCAUGGGCCUACCCCUAUCCGCUCCAUCAGCUUCACACGUCCCGCCUCCUGUGCCCUCCACUGCACUGUUGGCGUCGUACCUGUUGAAACAAAGCGCAGGCAAGUGGAAGCGCAAGCGCUGGAACCAGCGGUGGUUCGUCUUGGACCAGGACAAGGGCGUGCUCCGCUACUUCCGCUAUGCGUCGCCUCUCGCGUCUCUAGACUUGCGACAGGACGCCCACGGCGUGUUACAGCUCAAGCAGAAAGGCGUCUCGCUUGUCGUGCAGGGGCGGUUACCCGCUGGUGUCCCUUUAACGCCCUUUUGCUUUUCAAUUUUGUAUGGAGACGAAGGACAGCAAGAAGUGAGGCUUUGCGCGGACUCGGACGUGGACUUCCGGAAGUGGACGAUGGCAGUUGCAGCGCUCAUCACUCCGUUGUCGAGCAACGGGCUGUUGAAAGCUCGAGACACUGGGGGAGAGCGACCGACUGGAGCGUCGGUUCCGUCAUCCUUGUCAGUGGCAGUUGAUGCUACUGUUUCGUCGCCAUUAGUGCGAGCAGGCGAUGGACUCGAUGCAAAGACGACGACAAGGAAUGCUGAGGUUGUCGAGAGAGUGAGGGGGAUCGAGGUAGAGCCGAGACAGGUAAUCGAGCAGAUGUACGCGAUCCUUUGUGGCAACAAAACUGUGCUACUCGCGUUGAACCCUGCUAUUGUAAUUGCGCGAUGUGUCAACAUGUCAACGUGGUGCUUCGUUGCUCUCGUAGCGAACGCGGUGGUUAUAUGGCUACUGUGGUUUCGAAAAAUGGAGUCUCAUUACAAAUACUUGUCCUCACGACCACCUUCACGAACGAACGAUGCUAUUCCGCCACCCACAUCAUGUGCACAAGCUAAGAGCGAUUUUGACGAUCUAAAAGACGAAUCAAGCACCAAGCUGGAGGCCGAUCGUACAGAAGCACAAGCCUCAAGUAGCUGCUUGUCGUCGAAGCGUGCACUGUUUUUGGGUAAAAUUGAUGGCAUAAAAGUGUCAGCGGGAUUCUCGUUGAAGAUGGGUACAGCUGCAUCAACGGAAACUGGAACUGGAUGCUGGACGCACGUUGAUGCGACUCGUUUCGAUGUUCGUCAAGGUCCGAACUACCGGAAGACUAAGCUCAAAUCUGCGUCAGCAUCUGCUUUAUUGGAACUCGUCGCUGUUGACAUCUACCAGUCCGAUGUCAAGGUCGACAACGUCGGAAGCGUCGUCAAUCUCAGCGUACUGAAACCCGUUACAGGAGACCUGGAUCUAUUCAUUGUAAAUUGCCAAGUUCCUUCUUACCAACCUUCAAAUCCGCUGUGGGGUGAGAAACAAAGCGAUGGUGCAGGUUUCAACUUUGUGACGUACUUUGCGAUCCCCCCAGCUAUCCGAGAGAUGCUCGACAGAAGAGAGGAACCGUCGCUCCCGGCUGUUCGUCUACUCAAAGACUUCAUGCAGCCAGACAGCUGGGCGAGCGAACGGUUCAAGGCAAUCGGCGUUGUGGCAAACCCUCAGGAACAGCAGUUAGGACGAGCCGAACGUCACUUGCUUGAAACUUACAACGGUCAGCCGAUUCUCACUCGUCCUCAGCAUGAGUUUCACCGCGGCGACGGAUACUUUGAGGUCGACGUGAAUGCACACGACUUUAACUAUAUCGCGCGCAAGGGACUCGUAGGUAUAUCUAGUCAUGCUUGCAGCAUGGUUCUGGACUUUGGCUUUGUCUUGGAAGGACAGGAAGACCACGAGUUACCGGAACAAAUUCUGGGUUGUGUGCGGCUCUGCAAGGUUGACAUAUGUAGCGCCCCGAGUCUGUCGUAG
Molecule: messenger RNA, 1836 nt
Organism: Peronospora matthiolae
Lineage: Eukaryota; Oomycota; Peronosporomycetes; Peronosporales; Peronosporaceae
Source: the annotation of a GenBank genome assembly